Sphenostylis stenocarpa is the source of this 297-nucleotide messenger RNA. NCBI's taxonomy places the organism in Eukaryota, Viridiplantae, Streptophyta, Magnoliopsida, Fabales, Fabaceae. The record is from the annotation of a GenBank genome assembly.
AUGAUGAAACCUUUCAUCUACGACAAAGAAGUGACAACAGAAGGAACCAAGAAACCUAUCUCUCGGGCGGAAGAAGUGCUAAACCGGCAAACAAAAAAUGCUUUAGCCCGGAAUAGCCUACUACAAAAGAUUGAAAGAAAAAUGGAUAAAAUUGAAUUGUCCAUAGAGAAAGAGAUCGGAGGCAUGAAUUCCAGGCUACAAAAGCACUAUGCGGAAUUGAAGGAGAAGAUGGAAAGACUUGAAGAGGAGACAAGAAAAAUUAAAGAAACAAGGAGAUUCAACAACUCUGCUCAUUGA